CAACUAUCAUAUAUCCAAAUAAAAAACGAUAAAAAGAAUAAUGGCUUCUCAUGCUCUCUCUUUCCAUUCCUCACAAAUCUAUCACCGAUCCAUCUCCAAUUCUAAACCUGUUACUCUACAAAGGGGAAGCAUCAUCAUUCCUCAUGCUUCAAAAUCCAGUGGUUUUCCACUUAACUCUAUUUUCAAGAAAUGUGAAACCUGUGGAGGUCAAGGUGCCAUAGAUUGUGGUGGAUGCAAGGGAACAGGAAAAAACAAGAAGAAUGGAAAUAUAUUCGAGCGUUGGAAAUGCUAUGAUUGUCAAGGUUUUGGACUAAAGAGUUGCCCAAGUUGCGGAAAAGGAGGCUUAACACCUGAACAAAGAGGAGAACGUUGAUCAUAAUACUUUCUUAUUUUCAUUACUUUUGUAUAAAACUUCACUUCCUUUUAAUUUUAGACUACUCAACAAUGUUUCAUGCA
This is a messenger RNA of Lactuca sativa (garden lettuce), 456 nucleotides long. RefSeq names its product SSUH2-like protein. NCBI's taxonomy places the organism in Eukaryota, Viridiplantae, Streptophyta, Magnoliopsida, Asterales, Asteraceae. The record is from RefSeq and is a predicted model, not a curated record.